AUAUUCAAUUUUCCGAUCCAAAAUGGCGGAUCGAGAAGAGGAAAACGCUCCACUGUUACAAAAUGAAGACAACAACUCAUCGCCACAGCAACCAUAUGCCCCUCUCCCACAGGUGGAUACCACUGAACUUCCUCCUCCGAUGGUCGGAGGGCCUCCACCACCCAUCCUGCCAGAUGAACAACCCCCACCAUAUACACCAUCACCAGCAGGUGGUGUCCCAAUGAUAAACUGUCGAGUCUGUCAGGCUAUGAUCAACAUAGAAGGCAAACUUCAUCAACAUGUUGUGAAAUGUAAUGUGUGUAAUGAAGCUACGCCAAUCAAGGAAGCUCCGGCAGGAAAGAAAUAUGUGCGAUGUCCAUGUAACUGCCUAUUGAUCUGUAAGAAUACAUCUCAAAGAAUCGCAUGUCCGAGGACCAACUGUAAGAGAAUUAUUAAUCUUGGUCCUAUUACCGUAGCAACUGUUAGAACACAAGUUGGUAGCCGUGUGAUCUGUGGCCACUGUAAUGAAACCUUUCUGUUUAAUACUACAGUCAAUUCUCUAGCAAGGUGUCCACAUUGCAGACGAGUUUCAUCUAUUGGACCUAAAUUUGCAAAGAAUCGUUGUAUCAUAUUUGCUGUUAUCGGUAUUGUGUUCAUUGUUGCUGGAAUAGGUGUCACAAUUGGUACAUAUGAAUUAGCAGAAGAAUCUGGCGGCAUCUACUUUGUGUGGAUUGGUGCAUUUAUUAUCGGUAUUCUUAACCUGGUCAGGAGCUGCUACUACGGAACCAUGAGAGUCAGUCAAAUUGAAGGACCAGCCUGAACAAAUCAUAGCCCAAGUGGUGACAGCAAUUCAGAUAUUAUUAUAAUGUAUAUAUGCCCUCCUGAUUUGUGGUUACCAUCGUGUAUAAAUUGUUGACAUUUCUAUCCAUACAUUGUUGAACGGUGUUGGAAUGACCAAGCUCUUAAAAUCACUGCUAAAUCAAUGCAUCAUUUCAGUAUGCAUUCUUCAUGAUCUAAUAUGCAUGCUACAUGCAUCUGAUUAUGCUAAUAUUUUUUUCCAUAUCAUCUGCAUAUGAAUAUAAAUUACAUACACUACUCCAGAAAAAACUUUGAUUUAUUCAGUGUGUUAACUCUCAGUCUAAUCAUGCCUUCAUAAAAUAAUCAGUGUUUUGUUUGACACAUGAUGUGUAUUUUUCUUGCCAAUGCAGUGGCACGUGCAGUUCAACCACCAAGAAUAGUGCACAUAAUAAAUGUCUGUACAAAUGUCAUGUAUUUCAAUAUACCGGUAUCUGGAAGUACUGGUCAAAGUUUAUGUUUUAACCUGUCUGGAAGUACAGUUUUAUGUGGAACAAGAAAUACUUACAAUUAAAAAAAAAGUGAGAAAAAAUAUAGUUCACCUUCUUGUCCAUUGCAAAGAACAUAUUGCAUUGCUUUCUUCACCCUUGCCAUUUGUUUUGGAUUCAUUAAUAAGACACUAUUGCAUGAUGGUAUCUGUCACAUAAACUGUGUGUUUACUCAUUUACAUGGUGGUCAAUUCAUUGACACAAUUUAGUGUGAUUAUGUAUUCAAAAACAUUAACCAAUCAGAUAUCGGUGCUCUGUCACAUAGAACUUAAGUAUUUGGUGACCAAUCAGAUUGCUGUAUCUCUGUUACAUGCCUCUCUUUGUAUUUAUUGUAAUAUAUUUUAUGAAAUUUUGAAGAAACUACUAUGAACUAGUUAGUGAAAGUCUUCUUACUUGCAACUAUAGCCAAGUACCUUAUCUAAGUAUAACAUUCAUAAUCGUCUGCAUAAAAUAAAUAAAUAUCAAAACACUUACAGUUUGUUAUCCCAAUUACUUUCAACCUCAACAGACUAUCAGAAUUCUCCAUGGUGACAAUAGCAUAGCAUAGCAUGGCAUAGCAUAGCAUGGCAUAGCAUGGCAUAGCAUAGCAUAGCAUGGCAUGGCAUAGCAUGGCAUAGCAUAGCAUAGCAUAGCAUAGCAUAGCAUAGCAUGGCAUGCUUGCAUCCAAAAAAUUGUGCUUAAAAGCCCAUUAUGUGGACACCGGGACUUUAUUGAAGGGAUACAUUGUUGAUUGUUAAACAGUCUUGUUUAUUAUGUUUUAACUACAGAGAAGUGUAUUUGUCAUUAUCAGCUUUCACAUUCCCACUAUGCAUCAGUUUAUCACCCUUGUGUAUUUUGCUGUUUAAAGAGCCAUAUGUUAUUGUGUAGCGAUGGACAUGACUAUAAAACAGUAUAUAAUGGUUAUUACUCAGUUUGCUGCAACUUAUUUGGUAAAAUAGUAAUACUCUGUGCAAAGAUCCUUUAUGGUAUGUUGGGAUACAUGCUUUCAAUCAAGUUAAUCAGAAUGCUUGUUCUUACAAAUCUUGUUGGGAAAAUUAAAAACAAAUAAUGCGCUAGGAGAGAUCCCAUUGAUUGGCCAGAGUGAGGCUGGCAAAUAAAACUUGUUUGGUAGCCAGAGUGAGACUGAAAAGAAAUAAAUCUUAUCGAUCAGCUAGCUGGAGUGAAGCUGGCAUUGUGCAAUCUUGUUGGUUACUGGCCAGCCAAAGUGAAGCUGGCAUUGAGAAAUUGUAUUAAUAAAAUAUGACAAAUGUGUGAAAAAUUGGGGAGGGGGGGGGGGUAAUUGAACUUAUAGCCGCUAUUUGAGGUUGAAAUGCUAUUUAUAUUUAAGCUGGACAUUGUCAAUGAAAUAAUAUUGAUUCAUUGUAUAAUUUUAUAUUCAGUAGUUGCAUUGUUUUACUUUAAAACUGUGAAAGCAGAAUAUAUAACUUGCUAUCAUUUUAAAA
Messenger RNA from Saccoglossus kowalevskii, 2764 nucleotides. RefSeq names its product type 2 phosphatidylinositol 4,5-bisphosphate 4-phosphatase-like. Gene Ontology annotation, molecular function: phosphatidylinositol-4,5-bisphosphate 4-phosphatase activity. Gene Ontology annotation, biological process: phosphatidylinositol dephosphorylation. Gene Ontology annotation, cellular component: plasma membrane; lysosomal membrane; late endosome membrane. The record is from RefSeq and is a predicted model, not a curated record. NCBI's taxonomy places the organism in Eukaryota, Metazoa, Hemichordata, Enteropneusta, Harrimaniidae.